AUGUAUCUCAUGUACUCCGUUGACAGCAACGGCAAACGAGUCUAUACGCUCAAGAAGGCCGUCGAUGCCAAAGCCACCUUCUCAGCACAUCCCGCUAGAUUUUCUCCGGACGACAAGUUCUCAAGGCACCGAUAUACCCUCAAACGGCGCUAUGGGCUCUUGCUGACCCAGAAGAGUGAG
This is a messenger RNA of Eremomyces bilateralis CBS 781.70, 180 nucleotides long. RefSeq names its product H/ACA ribonucleo protein complex subunit 3. Gene Ontology annotation, cellular component: box H/ACA telomerase RNP complex; box H/ACA snoRNP complex. Lineage: Eukaryota; Fungi; Ascomycota; Dothideomycetes; Eremomycetales; Eremomycetaceae. The transcript is spliced from 2 exons. Gene Ontology annotation, biological process: ribosome biogenesis; positive regulation of telomerase RNA localization to Cajal body; snRNA pseudouridine synthesis. Gene Ontology annotation, molecular function: box H/ACA snoRNA binding; telomerase RNA binding. The annotation marks the transcript as partial. The record is from RefSeq and is a predicted model, not a curated record.